Molecule: messenger RNA, 5058 nt
Organism: Mesorhabditis belari
Lineage: Eukaryota; Metazoa; Nematoda; Chromadorea; Rhabditida; Rhabditidae
Source: the annotation of a GenBank genome assembly
AUGACGAGUUCGACUCUCGUCGAAACGGUGAAUAUCAAUCUCGAGGAUUUCUCUGAGGCUUUUCUCACUUGUUCGACGUGUCUCUAUCAAUACGAUCAGGAAGAGCGCAAAGCGAAACUUCUCCCCUGUUCACAUAGUGUUUGUCUCUUUUGUCUCGAACAACUUCUGCAAGUACAACAAAAUGCAAACGCUCCAUCAUCAUGCCUCCGAUGUCCAAUGUGUCGAGAAGUUUGUGCACUUCCAUCUGGUGGAGUGGUUGCACUACCAGCUGCUUUUAUGAUCAAUCAAUUGCUUGAUGUGAUGACAAAACAAAGAAAAGACGUGGUCCCCCAUUGUGCAAUGCAUCCGUGUGACAACAUGCUGUAUUGUGAGAGUUGCGAUCUCGUUUUUUGUCAACAAUGUCAAGAAACUUCAUCAAAUAAGAAAUGCUCACAGCACACGGUGAUCCCAUUGGCAAUCGCGUUGAAACGAAUGAGUGAGAUUAUGUUGUACAGAACAAAGAGUCGUUUGAAAGCACUUGAACAGGCUCAAACGGCUAUCAACGAAGAAAUCCGGCUUUUGGACACUAAUGCCGACACAAUUGUUGAUCAAAUCAACUCCGCAUUUCAGGCAAUAUCACAUAUCAUUGAAACAAGACGACGAGAAUUACUUGAAAGUGUUCGUGUACGGCGAGAUGAUAAAAGAAAGGUUCUUCGAGAUCAAAUGGAAAGCCUUUCUGAUGAAAUGAAGAAAUUGGAUAAGGAAUUGGAGAGCGGAAGUCUUGAUGUGCGCGAGUUGGGUAGACGAAUUCGUGAAUGGGAAUCGAAUGGAGCAAGUCGAAUGGAUAUCGAACCACGAGAGAACGCUUUUCUACGAUUGAACACCAAUGACAGUCAGCUCACACAGGAAGUGCAACGCUGUGUCGGAGCAUUCGGUGCUUUAACAGCUUCAUCGACUUUCCCCGGUGCAUCGACAAUUGACCAAACCGAAUCAGCUACCACUCAUACAGAAACAUUAUUGAAAGUGACCACAUGUGAUGUAAAUGGAAAGCUUAGAAAUACUGGUGGUGAUCCGAUUAGCGCUUGCAUUGAAGGAGAUGGAUGUGAGAACUACAAUUGUUCGGUGAAAGAUAACGAUGAUGGAACAUAUGAUGUCAUUUUUCGUAUUCGUGAUCCGGGAGAAUACCGGGUAAAUGUGAAGAUUUUUGGAAGACCCGUAAAGAAUAGCCCGUUUUUAGUCACCGUCGAGAGCCACCAUUCACCAAGAUGGCAAUUGGCUGUGGAAUUGCGUCAACCGACCCGCGUUUGCCUUCAAGGCCCUCAUAUUUUCUAUGUACUUGACACGGGAAAUAAUCGAAUUCGUAUCGUAAAAGACAAUGGUGAUGUGAUCAAUGACAUCUUUUCGCCGUGUUUGGAGGGUGGCAGUGCUGUCGGAAUGGCUAUGAUCGAUGCUGAGCAUUUAGCCGUGCUAAAUUGGAAAACGAAAAGUGUCAGUCGGAUCCGAACAAAGGGAAUUGUUUCAGAGAAAAUGACUUUUGCCGAGUUUCAAGAGCCGAUCGAUUUAGCGGUGGAUAGAAGAGGACGGCUAUUGAUAGCUGAUGCUGACAAGGUUUUCGUUUUUGAUGCCACUUUCCGAUAUCUUUUCUCAUUUGCCGCAAAACAGCAGCAAAUCACUUGUGUCAAUGUUGGUCUAAAUGAUGAUAUAAUGGUUGGCACCAAGCAUGGACUUCAACUCUUUGAUGGAGCCGGGCGGUUCUUGAGAGAAAUCCCCGUGAAUCUCGAGGAAAAACGUUCAAUGAUGGUCACCUCGUGUGCGGUGUGUCCAUCCACAGCAAGAAUUAUUAGCGGAGUUGUCGAUCCGAAAACGAAUCGCGCUCAGUUGGCCGUCUCGCAAUACAAGGGUCAAUUCGUCUUCCACAUCGACUCAUUCGGCUCUCGUUUGAGGCGCCCGUGUGGUUUAUCUGUGGCCGGCGGGGAUCGAGUCGGCCAAUGUUUUGUUGUUGAUCAUGCCUGUCACACUGUUCGAAUUGAAGAGGGUGAGGCAAGAACCGAUCCCGUUGUCGGCAGUGAUCUCUCGGAUUUAGCCCGGAAAAAGAUGAGGCUCGACUCGAAUGAUGAUUUUAUGACGGAUUACGCUCAACAAGCAAAAAGGCUUGGUGAACUGCUUACCCGGGUUCUCAGCAUUGAAAAGGCUGAAUUUUCUGGUGCUAAUGUAAAUAACCUCAAGAGUUGCAUCGACGAAUUGGUCAAACAGGGAACACAAUUGAGUAAAUCUGGAGUUCACGAUCUUUUCCUUACCGCUUGUACUUCGUUUGAGCAAAUCGCUUCCACUGCCGAUCAACCAUCAGAAGGUCCAUCGAUUGGUGCUGUGCUUUAUAUUCCGAAACUAGAUACCGUGGAGCAAUCACCUGAAGGUCAAGCAUUCAGCUAUGUCCUUGGGAUUUAUAACCGGAUUCAACGGGAGCUCAAAAGCGAGUUUACUUUGGAAAACGAGUACUCGUUUUGUGAAAUAUUGCUUCAGCAUCUGUACUCGGUUACUGGGAUGCUACUUGCUGGUGAACUGGCUCCAAAAUUGAGCGGUCGGGUUGCUCGACUUGCCUUCUGUAAACGAAUGUAUCUAGCAUUAAUGCCAGAAGUAUUUCUUCAAACCUUUGUCGAGCAUCUUUGCUUAAAAGCGUCUUCGAAGUUUGUACAGAUCUUUGAUUUGAUCCUCACACAGCAAAAGGACUCGUUGGUUGGGCAAUCAGUGGUUCAUCAGCACGAUAAUAUUGUCGAUCUUCCUUAUAAGUUAAUAAUUGCCCUACUCAAGCUUCGAGUUAAAACAGGACAAGACUCUGCAGGGAAAGACGUUUUUAUCCGACCGUUUGCGGAUUUGAUUGCAAAUCGUGAAGACUUUGUGCCAGAAUGCUUAGGUGAUUUGCCUGGCCGAGAAAUUCAACGGACUUCUUUCUUGGGACCUUUCUUCGAUUUUUCUUUACCCUGCGAUGAAGGCAGUUUGAGAACAUCCGAAAAUUUCUUUGGCGUAGAAGAACGUCCGCGUGAAAGUGAACUUCGUGGAUUUUACCUGCCAUAUCAAAACCGAAUCAAUGCUUUCCGGACUCACUUGCUUGAAAUCAGCAAAGCUUUACUCGGAAACGUAUCAAGUAGAAGCCGAACGUUGGAUUUCUUUGCUGCAAUCAUUAAGCACAAUGCAAAAAGAGCUCAGAUGAGGGCUGAUUUCUCAAAAUUGGCGAGCCACGGCUUUAUUUUCAAUAUAUUGUGCAUACUCUACGAUAUGUCAUUUCCUAUCGACUACAAGAAGGUCAAUCCUAGUUACCCGCUUUCGAAAGGAGCACGUGUGGACAUAUCUGAGCAAACACGUUUCCAAAUGGACUUGAACGAUGCUCGCGAAUAUGCUGAUCAACUCUAUCCACCAAGCGCUGAAUCACCCCCAGAGAACUUCUCUACCGAGUGUUUCUUCCUUACAAUGCAAUGUGAAAAUAUUGGAAUGAAUGGCGCAAUCAAUCGAUUGAAGGGCUUGAAACAACAUAUUGGCACUUUACGAGAUAGGCUUGAGAACCUCGAAGAAGAACUACGAAGAAUGCCUGAAAGUCCAAUGGCAGACUUUUCGAAACAACAACUCAAGAAAGAAAUUGAACAUAUUAAGAAGAAUAAAACGCGUAUCGUUCGAGGAAUUAUGUGCUUUGAGGCUCUCAUACAAGAUGAAGCAUACCUCACUAAAGCUUUGGAUUUUUCGUCAAAACAACUUUCACUUUUGAUCAACGGAAUAAAUGGAGAUUUUACCGUUAAUGGAAUCUUGCCGCCGACGUGCCCCCCUCUUUUUGCCGCCUACCCUGAAUUUUAUCUCGACAAUUUGCUUGAUCUCUUCAGCUACUGCUUACAAAAAACUCCUAUGAUCUUGUCAAUGCAGGUCAAUUUCCCGGUACAAUUGCUAAUCUUUUUGUGCUCGCAAACUUUUGUUCGAAAUCCAUUCUUGUCAGCAAAGGUUGUGGAAGUAGUUGCUCUUGUGGCCCGAAUGCCUUUAUUGUGGAAUCCUUUGAUCAAUCAUCCAGUUGCACUUCGCCUCCUUCUACCGUCUCUUGUCAAAUUCUAUGCGUUUGUUGAGGAAAGAACCGAUUUUUAUGAGAAAUUUUCCAUCAGAUAUCAUAUUCAGACUAUUUUCAAGAUUCUUUGGGACAACAUUAUUUACCAGGCGACUUUGAUUGAUCUAGCAAAAGAAUGCUCUGAUGAUUUCAUUCGUUUCAUCAACAUGAUCAUUAACGAUGCUACUUUCCAUCUGGAUGAGAGCUUGGCUGGUUUGAAGAAGAUCCACGAUAUUGAAGGCAUUAUGAACAAACGGGAAGAAUGGGCUAGUAUGAACCAGGAAGAACAACAAGGAAAGAUGGAAGCUUUAGAUGAGGCAAAACGUAUGGUUCGAAACUGGUUGUAUUAUGCCAACUAUACCCUAGAUCUUCUUGGUUAUUUAACAGCCGGAGCUGCAGAGCCAUUCCUCAAACCGAUUCUUGGAGAAAGAUUGGCCACGAUGCUCGACCACAAUAUAUCUCAACUUUGUGGAAAGAAAUGCUCGGAAUUGAAAGUUCGCGAUGCUGAACAACGCUUCAAUUGGAAGCCAAAGGAACUUGCGACUCAGGUUGUGAUCAUUUAUCUCAAUCUUUCCGGGGAAGAGUUUGCUGAAUACAUCGCCAAAGACGAACGCACUUACAAACCUCAAUUAAUGACUGAAAUAAUCCAACGAAUGCUUCACUCUCGUGUUGUUUCCGAUACGCAUCGAGAACUUUUCACGGGACUUAUGCAACAAGCCGAACAAAUUUACAAAAAUAGGCAAAGUGAGGAAGAGGAAUUGGACGAUGCUCCUGAUGAGUUCUUGGACCCAUUGAUGAACACUUUGAUGCGUGAUCCAGUAAAGACUCCAUCUGGAAUGGUGUUUGAUCGAGUAGUGAUCACUCGUCAUCUAUUAACGAGCAAAACGAAUCCGUUCACUCGAGAAGCUCUUGAUGAUAAAGAAUUGCAAUCAGAUGACGAACUACGAGAACGCAUCAACCAGUGGAUUCGUGAAAAACUAACUGCGAAGGGUAAAAAA